AUGUCAAGGGCUCGCAAACACUGGCUUAAUGUCAGAGGUCCUGAUCUCUCAGCCGCCAUGUCAAGGGCUCGCAAACAUUGGCUUAUUGUCAUAGGUCCUGAUCUCUCAGCCGUUGGUAUGAUUACUCUCGUAUAUAGUUUGAGUGGUAUUCUUGUUAAGCGGCGUCUCCGUUUAUUACACUUGGAGUCCACAGAAGAUAAUGCCCGCGACAUAGAAGUUAGAUCGAAAGAAUUCUUCUUCGUCGUCGUCUCUGGGACGAGAAGAGUCUUAUUGCUUGCAUUAUCUAUAGUUUCUUUGAGCAAACUUAGAUCAAAAGAAGAAUCUCCGUCGUCAUCUUUCAUCUGA
This is a messenger RNA of Microthlaspi erraticum, 345 nucleotides long. The record is from the annotation of a GenBank genome assembly. NCBI's taxonomy places the organism in Eukaryota, Viridiplantae, Streptophyta, Magnoliopsida, Brassicales, Brassicaceae.